AUGAUCAAGAUUAAUUUUUCUCUUAUUUUGACUGUUAAAAAAAAAAAGAAUAAAACACAAGCUUCACCACCCGAUUUCCCAUUAAUGAUGCAAAAAAUGGUGGAAACAGAUCCUGCUAUCAGUAUCAGUAGUAGUAGUAGUAUGGAAACAACUUUUACAAUUCCAGAAAGUAUUGGUGUAAAUAAAAUAGAGUUGACAGAAUCACCCACUUCCACUUCAAUCAGUUAUGAGUACAAUAAUUUUAAUCUAUCGAAAAAUGAUAUUGAACUUAUGGAUCUAAAUGAUCGCCACGAUGAAAAGAAUGACGAAUUCGAUUUUUACAUCUUUAAUGACAAAACAUCGAAAAAGAGUAAAAAACAAAAGAAUAAUAACUAUAAUAAUAAAUUCACCAGAUACUGUAAACUUAUCGAGCAAGAUGGAGCCGAAUCUGAAACAGAUCAAACAGUUUUAAUACCACAAGAAGAAGGAUUUAGUUUCAAAAAAUUAGGAAAAUAUUUAGGUCCUGCUAUUUUUGUUUCUAUUGGUUAUAUGGAUCCUGGAAAUUGGGCAACUGAUUUACAAGGAGGUUCUCAAUUUGGGUAUAGACUACUAUGGGUUCUAUUGUUUAGUAAUAUAAUGGCAUUACUUUUACAAUAUCUAUCGUUUAAGAUUGCUUUGGUAACGAAAAAGGAUUUGGCAAGUGUUUGUAAAUCUCAAUAUCCAAGAUUGACCAGAAUUAUUUUGUGGAUCAUCUGUGAAAUUGCUAUUACAUCAACGGAUUUGGCAGAGGUAAUUGGAUCGGCAGUUGGCCUACAGAUUCUAUUUGGUUUGCCUUUGAUAGCAGGUGUUAUGAUAACAGCAUUGGAUACUCUGUUGUUUUUAGCGAUUCAAAAGUUUGGAAUUAGAAAGUUAGAGUUGGUUGUAUUUGGUUUGAUGACAAUCAUUACACUUUGUUUCAUAGUGGAGUUGUUCUAUGCCAAGCCCGAAGCAGAAGAGGUCUUCAAGGGAUUCAUUCCGACACUGACUACAAAAUCUGUAGUUGUCGCCACCGGUAUCAUUGGUGCUGUUGUAAUGCCUCACAAUUUAUUUUUACAUUCCGGUGUUGUUAAGUCUAGAAAAGUAGGUGAUACCAAUCAAUCGAUAACCGAAGCCAUUAAAUAUAAUACAAUCGAUACCGUUAUUGCUUUGAAUGGAGCAUUCUUUGUGAAUGCUUCUAUUAUUAUUUUGGCAGCAGCAGUUUUCUAUAAGCAUAAUAUCGAAGUAACACAACUUCAAGAUGCCUAUAAGCUACUGGGUGAUAUGGUUGGAGCAAGAGUAGCAUCUAUUCUAUUUGGUGUAGGAUUACUUUGUGCUGGCCAAGCAUCAACUAUAACCGGUACUUUAGCAGGUCAAAUUGUAAUGGAAGGUUUCAUAGAUCUUAAAGUAUCACCAUGGAUUCGAAGAUUGACAACUCGAUUGUUAGCAAUCAUUCCAGCAGUGAUUGUUAUUUCAUUGAUGGGCGAAGAAAUGACCUACGAUUUAUUGAUUCUCUCUCAGGUUCUUCUUUCACUUGCACUUCCAUUCGCAAUUAUUCCAUUGAUUCAAUUUACAGCAGAUCAAGAAAUAAUGCAAGAAUUUAAAAAUUCUAAACUUGUAAUAAUUGUAUCUUGGUUAAUUGCAUUAUUUAUUAUUUCAUUAAAUUUAUUGACGAUUGUGGAAAUUGUAAAAGGUUUAUUGGAAUUCAGCUUUGCAGCCAAGAUUGUCAGUAUUACAAUACUGAUACCACUCAUUGCAUUCCUACUCUUAUUCUUAAUCUGGAUUGUUUUGUACAAACAAUUAAGUUCAAUUUUAAAUAGAUUAUUAAAUCAAUGUCCAAGAUUAUAA
Molecule: messenger RNA, 1842 nt
Organism: Heterostelium album PN500
Lineage: Eukaryota; Evosea; Eumycetozoa; Acytosteliales; Acytosteliaceae
Product: divalent metal cation transporter
Exons: 6
Coding region: 1-1842 (613 amino acids)
Biological process (GO): intracellular manganese ion homeostasis; iron ion transport
Cellular component (GO): membrane
Molecular function (GO): manganese ion transmembrane transporter activity; cadmium ion transmembrane transporter activity
Source: RefSeq, a predicted model, not a curated record